Messenger RNA from Sardina pilchardus (European sardine), 10696 nucleotides. It is a transcript of the gene kdm6ba, whose product is annotated as lysine (K)-specific demethylase 6B, a. The transcript is spliced from 27 exons. Gene Ontology annotation, cellular component: MLL3/4 complex. Gene Ontology annotation, molecular function: chromatin DNA binding; histone H3K27me2/H3K27me3 demethylase activity; RNA polymerase II cis-regulatory region sequence-specific DNA binding. The record is from RefSeq and is a predicted model, not a curated record. Gene Ontology annotation, biological process: heart development; regulation of gene expression. Bases 1537 to 8589 code for a protein of 2350 amino acids. NCBI's taxonomy places the organism in Eukaryota, Metazoa, Chordata, Actinopteri, Clupeiformes, Clupeidae.
GACUCGUCCACCGAAAAUAACCUGCAUGAGGGAGGGAAGAGACUUCCAGAGUAAAAGUGAGAGAGGGAGAAGGAGAGGGAGGAGGAAAGGAUAGCGACCGAAACAUCGGAGAAGGGAAACGACAAGAAGAAGAGAAACGGAGUGUCUGCGUUGCAAUGGAAUUAAAACUGCGCAAUUUCAAAUCCUCUCUCCGCGGCUCUGCCUGCGUUGGCCAGCGGCUGCAGACCUCAGCCACACGCCGCCUCAUGGCUCCUGGACAUGCGAACGCGUUCGUCCAGCUUGCGCGGAUUUCCGCGCCAUACAUCGCUGUCCUCCGUUUUGACAAACAUUGUGUGGCAGUUUUUUUGUGAUCAUGUUUGACCUACAUGGCAAACGUUUGGAGAAGAGAUAGCUGAAACAAGCCACGGUGACGGCCGCAUCUUUGCUUCGGUUUCAUAACGUAUCUGUGCGUGUGAGAAGUGCAUCCUCACGCCGUCAUUAGGAACAUGCGUAUCGAUUUGGAAUGCAUAAUUAAACCUUCAAACAUGACCAUGCUCGUGCUGCGUGACUCUCCAGGCGUCCAUUCGGGUGGGAAGAGGGGAGUACGUGACAUAAUCGUCUUUUGGGGAUGCAACACUGUACAAUUUACCACUGUGGAAAAGGGACACGGCACCUCCCAGCCACUCUCUGGUUUUGGCAGCAGGGACGUGCGAGCGAGCCUGAAUGCUGAUGAACGAGCUGGGCAGUCCCAACACCGCCGGCGAGGGUCAGGGAGUUUGUCUGAGGAUCACCACAGCCAAUCAUGACAGAGUUUGCCUCUGAGUGGCAGACCCAAUGGCCAAUUGGCUUUUUACCAUGGGACGUCCCUGUGCCCUGUGCCUGUUCCUCCACCUCUCCCCCCGGCAGCUCUCUGCUCCUCCCCAGGCGGAGGCCACCACGCUGGGCAGAGAGAGAGAGAGAGAGAGAGGGGGGGGAUGGAGAAAAGAGAUGGACAGCACAUUGGGGGUGAGAGAGAGAGAGAGAGAGAAAGAUGGAGAAAAGAGAGGGCUGCAGACAGAGAGCGAGAGCGAGCGAGCGAGCGAGCAAGUGGACCAAGCGGAGAGAGAGAGAGAGCAAGAGGGAGCACAAAUGCUGGAUAGAUUUGCUGAGCUGGACACGACUGGCUGACACAAACACACACACACACACACACUCUGGACUGUGGAUUUAACUCCAGCUAAAAACUCAACUGCUGCUGCUUACUGCCCCUGCUCCAGAAACCCCAAGAUUUUUGAGGAAGCUUGGGAGCAACCAACACGUAGAAGUUCCUUCAAAAAGUGCUUUCGUUUCGAACUGAAAAGAGCCCGCCUCCCCAUCCCGAUCGUCGCGAGAUGAUUGGCUCCUGGGGCCGAAGCUGAACGAGGCCUGACGAGAGACGUGUCGCUAGAUGCUGAUUGGAAAGGCACUGUGGUGAGGAGAAGGUAGAGAGCGGAUCACCUCAUCUCAUCUCAGGGCUGCUGUGUGAGACCCUCACUCUGCUGCGGUGGAGGGCUUCACAGAAACAGAUACUGUGGCUGGAUGCAUCACACAGCAGAGCACUUUGUUGGGCGCAGCACACGGGACGCCUUCCCUCUGGACGCCCUCAACCGGGGACCAUGGGCUCCCGUGGGCAACCGCUCCUGGGCCCCGCCCGCCAGGUGCGCUCCAGGCAUCAAUCAACAUCAGUUCCAUCCCCAUCCUCCCCCUAGUCACGUGACUACACUGAACCACCCCAGCAAAUUUUACCCCAAUGGUGCCCUCCCGCGUGGAGGUGACAAGCUGGACUUGUCCCCGGCAGCACUGUUGCCUGGGUUACCGCGGGAUGCCCCCCCCUCCAGGGUCCCGCCCCCCCCUCGCCCUUGGGAGCAGCUGGGCCUGUACGAGCCCUCGCCCGACGACCACGCCCGUCUCCAUGGUUACGCAGGCCCCGCGCCCGCACACCUUGCGGCCCGCGCCAACCAACUGCUGAAGUUUGGCGCUGCUCCUCAACCUCAGCACAGCGGCUCCAGAGCCAUGGGACCUCUCGGAGACUCGUGGGGUCAGGCACAGCAGCAGCCCCGGGCGUUUGCGGGCGGUCAGCUGAAGCGGGCGGCGGCGUCUCUGGGGGAGCACUCGGUGAUCCAGCACACACACGCGCCCCCGCCACCCACCCUCCAGCGCCCCCUGCUGGAGGACUGCCCCAGCCCCAACAAGAGGAAGAGGAGCUCGCUCGCAGAGCAGCAGGGAUCUCACCCAGCGCUGCAGCGGUUCUCCGUGCCCCUGGGGGGUCACCCCGGGCAGGUGCAGGCCCCCACCCCCUCCCCCUCCCAGUACGCCCCCCCUCCUCCCAAACCAGCCUUCUGGAGCCCCCUGCACAGCAACGCCACCCCGCCCUGGGCCAGCAACCCCCCCGACAGGAAGAGCAGCCCCGCCGAGUAUCAGGACUCGUCUAAGUUGGGCAUGGGUGGCUUCAGCUACAAGCCCUCUCCAUCUGCCCCCUCACCCCUCUCCUCCCCUGGGGGGUACAACCAGGACCGCAACCCGCCUCAACUGCCCCCCCAGGCUACCCACAAGCCCCUGCCACCCCCCAUCCCUCAGGCGCUCGUGCACGCCAACCCCCACCACAACCACCCUCGUCUCCACCCACAGAACAUAAAGCCCUCCCCCCACUCCACCACCACCUCCUCCUCCACCUCCCACCUGGGACCUCCACGGUACCAGGACUCCAGGAGCGGCGCGGCCCAGCCUCGAGGCCCCGAGCUGGGCAUGCCGUCAGCAGUGAGCCACCCUCCCUCUGGAGCUCCUGUGCAGCUCCAUCACCACCACCAACAACAACAACAACAUCAUCAACAACAACAACAGCAACAACAACGACAACAGCAACAACAGCAGCAGCAACAACAACAGCAGCAGCAGCAGCUGCAGCAGCAGGCGUCGUUACGAGGGGACACCAGCAGGGAGCGCCAGAGCGCGCCCACACCAGCAGCGAACCUCACCGCUGUGCCUUACGGCCUCCCCCACUUCCUCGGCCACCCCGGGAUGACCCCCCACGUCCACCCCCACCCCCAGGCUCACGCCAACGCCCAUCAUGCCCACGCGCAUGCCCACGCCACGGGGGCACCAUCCACUCUGCCCCCCCACCAGGUCACCAGUGCGUCAUCGCACGCCCCAACCAACACCAACACCAACACCAACACUGCCCCUCAUGGGUGGAGGCCAAACAUCAGCCAUGGGCAACAUACCAUGGGCUCGGGGCAUUACAUGUCGUCGCUGGACGCUGCGGGUGUGUGUGUGCCUCAGCAGAAGGAGCGGAGUCGUAGUCGGGACAACAGCGGCAGCAGCGGCAGCAGCAGCGGUCAGGAGCAGCGCCGUACCCCUGUCCCCCCGGGCACCCCACAGCGGGUGACCCCCCCACACAUGCCCCCCACUGCUGGCCAGGGCUCGCCCAUGGUGACGUCCAGAGCCCCCGUCAUCACGCCGGUCAUCACGCCCACCCCUCCACGCUCGGAGCCCAAUCACACACCCCACUAUGGCAGCAGCGGCGUAGGAGGAGGAAGAGGAGGAGGAGGAGGAGGAGGAGGAGGAGGAGGAGGAGGAGGAGGAGGAGGAGGACACACAGCGGUCAGUCGAGUGGUCAGUGCCGUGGGCUCUCCGCCGGGCGUUCUGACCCACGCUGGCUGGAAGACGUCGACGUCGGCGUCGGCAUCGUUGUCGCCGGACUCUGGCCCCCACACACUCCAUCACCACGGCAACCUGCCCCACACACAGCAGGGCGGGUAUCAGGGACCCAAGGCGGGCGGUGCCAGUCUGCACGCCCACGCGGAGGUGGGCAAACCUCAGCCGAGCCGCCCGGCCACCACCACCAUGCCCUACUACUCGCACCACCCGGCGAGCGCCGGUCACCUGGCGCCCUCGGGGCCGUCUCGGGCCGGCGAGAGCGUCAUCACGGCCACCAACACCAGCAGCGGCGGAGCGGUCAGUCGCUCCAAACACACUGCCCCCACGUCCACCCCCGUGUCCUCUAAGCCCCUCCACCACCUGCCCCCCACCAUCCCCAGGCCCCCGACUACCAGCGUAAACAACAACAACAACAACAACCAACACAACAACAACAACGCCACCACCUCAGUCCAGUCGUACGCCAGGCCGGACGCAUCCCAGAAGGCCGUGCGGCCGUUCCCGCCGAAGGCGGAGACUCAGUCGAUGGAGGAGGUGCUUAAGAAGCUGGAGGCGGAGCUACAGGGGCACAUGCGGCAGAGGGAGAGAGAGGAGGAGGAGGAGCGACAGAAGGAGAGGAGGAGGAGGAGAAAGGAGGAAGAGGAGGCGGAGAGGGAGAGGGAGAGAGAGAGAGAGAGGAAGAGGAGCGCCGAGAGGAGGCGCGCAGCGGAGGAGGCGGAAGCGUCGGCGAGAGCAGCCGCCGCCCGGAGUCGAGUCGUCGCCGCGACGACCGCAGUGACCGCGACGACGACGACGGCGUCGGAGGAAGAGUCGGCGAUGGACAGUCUGGAGAGGCUGCUGGCCGGCGACCCGCCCCCUCCGCGCCUGUCGCCGGCGGCAACAACAUCCGCCCCGCCCGCGGUCCGUCAGCCGUCCCCGCCGUACCCGUGGCUGAGCCGCGGCGGGGGCGCAGGGAUGCCCUCGGGGUGCCCGCCCGCUCCCAUGCCAACCGCCGCCAGUCGCCCGCCGCCCCUCACGCCGCAGACGGACUUCGCCCGGGAGAAACAGCGCCAGCGCGAGAGAUGGGCAUCAUCGUCAUCAUCGUUGCCCACAUCCUCUUCUGUCCACUCGUCGGGCCACAUCGUGCCAAUCCCCAAAACCGGCCCCUCGCCACCCUCCUCUGCCAACCUGGCAUCGUCCAAAGACCUCCCUCACCCGCCACCACUCCGAGAGGCUCCGCAGCUCUACCAGUCCUUCACCCGGGACCCUGCGCCCGCCUCUGCCCUGGGCAGUAAGCGUGUGCCCGUUGGAGGGCUGGGCAGCUUGGGCAGCAGCGCCUGCAGCAGCAGUAGCAGCGUGGACUCGGACGGCGCCCAGUUCGAGGAGGAGCCCUCGGAGCUGCUGCCCGACGGCCUUGCCAACAUCAUGAAGAUGCUGGACGAGUCCAUCAAGAAGGAGGAGGAGAUGGGCCAGGGAGGGAUGCCCCCGCUUGGCAUCGCCCCCGGCAACGGCGGCAACAACAACAACAACAACGACAGCCGCGGCGCCAGGGGAGUCCUGCCAGCGUUCAACCCCCUGCCAGUCACCGUGGCGUCUGUGGUCAGUACCCAGCCGCCGCCUCUGCCGCCGAUGAAGAGCUACCUGUGCGCGCCCGACUUGGUGCCCGCCGCCAAGCAGUCGCCCGCCGAGGACUACGGGGCGGACGGGCACAGCAGCCCGCCGGUGCUGAGUCGCCAGGGCUCGCUGGCGUCGCCCUGCAGCCGCACGUCGUCGCUGGAGGAGGAGGACGAGGCGGGCAUCAAGAACCCGCCGCCCGGCAACAACAAGCCGUCGCUCGGCAACACCCCCGCCAACGCCAACGCGGUCGCCCCGGCGACCAACUACCGCCACAACGACCUGGCCAAGCUCUACGGGCUGCCCGAGCUCCCGACGAAGGUGGUGGAGGAGGAAGAGGACGAGGAGGAAGACGAGGAGGAGGAGGAGGAGGAAGAGGAGGAGGAGGACGAAGAGACGCCGCGGCAGCGUCCGCACCUGCACCAGACGGGAGUGGGCAGCGCGUCCUUCAAGUCGCUGACCACCGUCCUGGAGAGCCAGAAGUACACGUACCGGGGCGGACCCUUCGGACGACCCCCGCCGUCCGCCCUCCUGGGAGGGGUCAAGUACUCGUCGUCGCUGUCGCUCGGGCCGGACAUCGCCCGCGCCCAGCACCAGCAGCCGUCCAGCAACAGCUGCUCCCCGACGUCCGGGUCGGUCAGUCACCCGGGAUUCGGACGCUCCGAGACCAGCAGCCCCGCCGAGCAGCAUCAACAACAACAACAACAACAACAGGUCUCGUCUGCCAUGAUGACGACGACCAAAACGGCGCCGGUCACUGACUGGUCAGCGGAGAAGCGUCGCGAGGACAUGGAGGAGGUGAAGCGGCGGAUCGCCGCCGAGCUGUGGGGGGACGAGGCGCCGGUCAAGGAGGAGCGGAGAGCGCGGGACAAGGAGCGAGGAACGAGGGAGCGCUCGGAGGAGAAGAGAGACGAGAGCGAGCGGCGCGGAAAGGAGCGGAAGGACGACCGGCCGCGGCUGACCACCAUCUCCGAGUCCUCGCUGGCCGAGCUCGGACGCAGCUGCGAGGACCUGCUGACCCGACACGCCCACUCCACCGUCCAGACGACGACGACCUCCUCCUCCCACCACCAGCACCGUCACGAGGAGGCGCGGCAGGGGGAGAAAGAGAGGGAGCGAGAGAAGGAGAAGGAGAAGGAGCGAGAGAGAGAGCGAGCGGAGCGACACCGGGAGAAGAAGGAGAGGAGCAAGCAUCGGCACGAGAGCCGCAAGCACCAGGAGCGCAAGGAGAAGAAGAAGAAGCAUCGGGAGAAACGCGAGGAGGAGCGCACCGCCCUCUCCUCCUUCUCCUUCUCUUCUUCGUCCUCCUCCUCCUCCUCCUCCUCCUCCUCCUCCUCUCCGUCCUCCUUCAGCUCGGGCAGCGGUAGCGGGAGCGGUAGCGGGAGCAGCAGCAGCAGCAGCAGGAGGCACAAGGACGGCAAGCCGCACAAGGACAAAAAGCACCACCACCGGCAGGUGCUGGCCAGCCUGGACCUCCAGGGGAAGGAGGCGCGCGACAAGGAGCGCCGCUCGCACGGCGAGGAGAAGAGGAGGCGCAGAGAGGAGGCCGGGGAGAGGGGCUCGUCCAGGGACGGCACUCCGACCCCAUCCUCCUCUUCCUCUUCCUCUUCCUCUUCCUCGUCGUCGUCGUCGUCCUCGGACUUCCUGCGCCUGAGGGCGCUGUCGGACGGGCCGCCCAAGGAGCUGAAGAUCCGGCUGAUCAAGGUGGAGGGCGGCGAGCGCGAGACCUUCAUCGCCUCGGAGGUGGAGGAGAAGAGGGUGCCCCUGGAGGACAUCACCAUCCACAACUCCGCCAGCGACAUCAUCAGGGCCUGCAAGAGUGCCCGUGUGAAGGGCAAGUUUAAGGAGUCCUACCUGCUUCCCGCCUUCUCCGUCAAGCCCAGCAUGCCCACAGAGAUGCCCAUUCCCAGAGAGAAACUCAACCCUCCUACGCCCAGCAUCUAUCUGGAGAGCAAGAGAGAUGCCUUCUCCCCGGUGCUCCUGCAGUUCUGCACUGAUCCCAAGAACCCCAUCACCGUCAUCAGAGGCCUAGCAGGCUCACUCCGACUCAACCUGGGCCUGUUCUCCACCAAGUCGCUGGUGGACGCCAACGCGGACCAGCCGGUGGAGGUGCGCACGCAGGUGCAGCAGCCGGCCGACGAGAACUGGGACGCGGCGGGUACGGGCCAGACCUGGCCCUGCGAGAGCAGCCGCUCACACACCACCAUCGCCAAGUACGCCCAGUACCAGGCCUCCAGCUUCCAGGAGAGCCUGCAGGAGGAGAAAGGGAGCGGUGAUGAGGAGGAGGAUGAAGAGGAGGACAAGAAGCCGCCCAGCACCUCUGAGACGCCAGCCGUCGCCCCCUCGGCCCCAGGCACGACGGAGCACAAGGCCGUGGGGAAGAUCAUCAAGUUCGGGACCAACAUCGACCUGUCGGACCCCAAGCGCUGGAAGCCCCAGCUGCAGGAGCUCCAGAAGCUGCCCGCCUUCAUGCGCGUGGCCUCCAACGGCAACAUGCUCAGCCACGUGGGGCACACCAUCCUGGGCAUGAACACCGUGCAGCUCUACAUGAAGGUGCCCGGCAGCCGCACGCCAGGGCACCAGGAGAACAACAACUUCUGCUCGGUCAACAUCAACAUCGGCCCUGGAGACUGCGAGUGGUUCGCCGUCCACGAGAACUACUGGCAGGCCAUCAGCGACUUCUGUGAGAAGCACGGUGUGGACUACCUGACGGGGUCCUGGUGGCCGGUACUGGAAGACCUGUACCGGUCCAACAUCCCCGUGUACCGCUUCGUGCAGCGGCCCGGCGACCUGGUGUGGAUCAACGCCGGAACCGUUCACUGGGUCCAGGCCGUGGGCUGGUGCAACAACAUCGCCUGGAACGUGGGCCCGCUCAACUCCUACCAGUAUCAGCUGGCGCUGGAGCGCUUCGAGUGGAACGAGGUGAAGAAGGUCAAGUCCAUCGUGCCCAUGAUCCACGUGUCCUGGAACGUGGCCCGCACAGUCAAGGUCACCGAGCCGGACACCUAUCAGAUGAUCAAACACUGUCUCCUACAGUCCAUGAAGCACAUUCAGAUCCUGAGAGACCAGCUGGUGGCGGGAGGGAAGAAGAUCUCCUACCAGAGCCGGGUCAAGGACGAGCCCGCUUACUACUGCAACGAGUGUGACGUGGAGGUGUUUAACCUGCUGUUUGUGACGAGCGAGACGGGCAGCAGGAAGACGUACGUGGUGCACUGUGAGGACUGUGCCCGCCAGCGCAGCCCCGCCCUCGCCAACGUGGUGGUGCUGGAGCAGUACCGCACCGAGGAGCUCAUGGCCACCUACGACAGCUUCAGCCUGCAUCAAGCGUCAAGUUCCCGAUGAGUCGCCUGCUCCUCUCCCCUCCUCUCCUCUCCUCUCCUCUCGUCUCACAGCCAUAACCAAAUCUCCUGUCUGCCAGGAAGAAAGAGUUUGUUUUAUUUGAUUUGAUUUGAUUUUAGUUUAUUUUACCACAAAAAAAGACAUUUUAAGUUCCUUUUUUUCUGUUUGUACGUUUGUUUAUUUGUUUGUAUGUACUACUACUACUACUGUUGUUGUUGAACAAGCCAAUCGAAAACCAGUUUACUCAACGUUGUUUACAAUAACAAUCAGCCAAUAAAACUCCUGCUUGUCGGCGGUCCGGCACGCCUGUCUUUGGACUAGUCUGACGAGGAUAGGACGGUGGAGCGCCGUUGGUGUUGUCAUGGAAACAGCAGUAGAGUUGACUCUCAAUGGCAUGUCUAUGUUUUCAGGUUGUUCAGGUUUUUUUUUCUAUGAAUACUGAAAAUUGUAAAUGCUGUUUGUAUUUUUCGCGUGGUGCUGUUUUCUUUUUUUAAAAUAUAAUUUAUUCUUUUUUAAAAAUAAAAAAAACUAGAGCAGCCUAGAUAUAUACCACAUUGGCCUUGUGACUUGUAUUUAGUGAAGAGAUCAGAUACUAAUGAUAGAGAUAUGAAUCCUUUUAAAAAGCAUUAAGAAUUUUAAAAUACAGUUGUUUGGAAUUCUACAAAACAUACGGGUUUAACAGACUGUCUUUCGUUCAUACAUCUUUGAAAAAAUAAUUGUUGGUUUUGUUGUCCUUGGAGAGAAAGAAAAAAAAAGUCAUGACGCAGCAUUUUAGAAUAUUUUGGGGGUCUUUUCUUCAUAGUUUUUCCUUUCCUUUAUGAGAGAUAAUUAUUGUUAUUGAUAUUUUGUCUUUUUUGUUUUGUUUUGCUUCAGUUGACUUGUACCUCUUAUUUUUGACAUUGGUGAUGCAGAUUCUUCCUGGAUUUAUCAGAUUUUAAUUGUACAUUGCUUUUCUAAUUUAAUGUUCUUCUCUAUUUAUUGGAUAUAAAUGUGCUCCCUCAGUCCGUAGGGUUGUCUGAAUUGUUCAAAGCUUUUUAUUAUAAUGAAUUCCUGUAAUGUUGGGGAGGGGGGGUUUUAUUGGUGGGGGGUGUCCUUUUCGAAUGGUGCUGACCCUUGCUCUUGAGCCUCUCCUGGUCUAGACAAGUCAUCUUUUCACACACGUCGUGUGCCACGUUUGUCUUUAGAUAGAAGUGCAGUGCACAGACUGGACUGGGAGUGAAGAUAGGACUUUUACUAAACAACAUAUUUUUUUUCCUUGUACAUGGGGGGAGAAAUAAACAACAAGCAAGCAACAAGGAGCCAUUGUUAUCUCCCCACAUAAACACAAAACAAAAAAAACAACAAAUAACGUAACAGUGAGAGGUGUUUUUACUGUAAACGCAUUGUGGCCUCUCAGUGAGCAGAGAUGGACACAGGGCCUUUUGGAGACUUCCUAUCGGCCGUUGUCCCGGGAGACCUAUUUUGGAGAGCUCCUAUUGGUCGUUGACACUUGUCGUGAGAGACAGUUUUUGUGUUGUUUUGUUUUUGUCUGGUGCUACUUUUAGCCCAAGUGGCUAGGGGUGCUAUUUCAUGACCACAAGCUCAGAAAAACGGAGUGAUGUUGACACACACAUAAAGACAUUGACACACACACACAGACACACAAAGCGUUUUGUUUGUCACAACACAUCACAGGUGUGUGUGCACGCGAUUCUGGGUGCAUGAGUGUGUGUAUGUGUGUGGGCCUUCAAUGUGCUAAGAUGCUUUUUCCUCAGAUGAUUUUGUUUGUCUUUCAAGUCUUAUAGCUAAAAUGGACGAUUUUCACAGGACAGUACUAUGGUGAGCUGUUUGGUUACGGUUAUUUCAGAAGGUGCUGAGUUCUCUUUGAACUCUUUUUUUCCUCUUUUUUAUGUUUUUAAAAAGAAAAGAAAUCUAUUUUUCCUGUUGCAAUAUAUCCUCCCCCACUCCUUUAUUUGUGGUCUUUUAUUUAAAACUGCACUGUCAAGAGGUGUCACACAGGACAAACAAACUGAGCCACACUUGUCUUAAACACUUUGUGAAUUCGUGUGACAUUGCUAUGAUUAUUAUUAAUUAUUAUUAUUAUUAUUAUUAAAUGCUUUUGAUAAACUUG